Messenger RNA from Cololabis saira (Pacific saury), 2728 nucleotides. RefSeq names its product HtrA serine peptidase 4 (gene htra4). The transcript is spliced from 9 exons. The coding region runs from base 1 to 1398 and encodes 465 amino acids. The record is from RefSeq and is a predicted model, not a curated record. Gene Ontology annotation, cellular component: extracellular region. NCBI's taxonomy places the organism in Eukaryota, Metazoa, Chordata, Actinopteri, Beloniformes, Belonidae. Gene Ontology annotation, molecular function: protein binding; serine-type endopeptidase activity. Gene Ontology annotation, biological process: proteolysis; positive regulation of apoptotic process; programmed cell death.
AUGAUGAACUUCGCAGCCUACUUGAUCCUCGUGACCUCCGUGGUCCAGGCGGGCCUGCUGAGGAAGAAACACGGGUCCUGUCCCCGGGUCUGUGAUGUCUCUCAGUGUCCGGCCGCGCCGCCCGCCUGUUUCUACGGACAGGUGAGAGACGCGUGCGGCUGCUGCGUGGUGUGCGCGGUCGGGGAGGGUGAAGCCUGCCGGGACCAGAGCCGCGGGUUCCCCUCCUGCGCCGACGGCCUGAGGUGCGACACCGUCCCGGACGGUGCGGAGGGCCAGCGCAGCUCCUGCGUGUGCGUGUCCUCCGGCCCGGUGUGCGGCAGCGACGGCAGGACGUACCCGAGCAUCUGCCGCCUGAAGGCCGAGAACCGGAGAGCCGAGCUGGAGGAGACUUCCCCCGUCAUCCUCAUCCAGCGGGGUAACUGCGACUCCGGAGUAAAGAAUCCUGGAAGUAUGCGCUACAAGUUCAACUUCAUUGCAGAUGUGGUGGAUAAAAUUGUCCCAGCCGUGGUGCAUCUGGAACUUUUCCAAAGAGUGCCAUUCUCCAAUGAGGAGGUCCUUGUCUCAAGUGGCUCAGGGUUUAUAGUAUCUGAAGAUGGCUGGAUUGUCACUAACGCUCACGUCCUCAAAAACAAGCAUCGGGUGAAAACUGAACUGAAAAGUGGUGUGCAUUAUGACGCCGUGAUCAAAGAUGUGGAUGAGAAGAUAGACAUUGCCCUGAUCAAAAUUGAGCCAGAUGGUCCUCUGCCGGUGCUGCGUCUCGGCCAGUCUCUGGACAUGCGUCCGGGAGAGUUCGUGGUGGCAGUGGGAAGCCCCUUCUCCCUGCAGAACACCAUCACCACCGGCAUCAUCAGUGCUGCCCAUCGUAAGAGCCUGGAAUUGGGCUUCAAGGACUCAGACGUGGACUACAUCCAAACGGACGCCAUCAUAAACUAUGGCAACUCUGGCGGGCCACUCGUCAACUUGGAUGGAGAUGUAAUAGGCAUUAAUACACUGAAAGUGGCGGCAGGGAUCUCGUUUGCCAUCCCCGUAGACAGAAUCCGCCAGUUUCUUGCAGAUUUCCACAAGAAACAAUUCAGCAGAAACACAGAACAAAGAAAGAAAUUCUUAGGCAUCCGGAUGCUGCAGCUCACGCCAAUUUCAAUCCAAGAUAUCAAGGAACGUAUACCAGAAUUCCCAGAUGUGAAGACUGGGGUUUAUAUCUAUGAAGUCAUGCCUGGGACAGCUGCCUCCAGCGCUGGGAUGAGAGACCACGACGUCAUCGUCAGGAUCAACGGGCAGACCAUCCACACCACCAAGGAAGUCACCAGUGCUGUCCAGAGCGGCACUCUGCUCUCAGUGGUGGUGAGGCGGAAAGAUGGGGACGUUAUGCUAACAAUCACUCCUGAAGAGAAGGACUGAGGCCGCCAGAUUCAGGCUGUUGGGUUUGCUUAACUGGAUUUUGAGAACAAUGUGGAAAGAAAAUGUCACUGUAUGAGUUUGGGUUGUUGGGUGGCAGCUACUGUCAAAACCUCUCCCAUCAGAUAUAGAGUUGAAAAGCAGCACAAAUGUGAAAAACGCAUUAGAAAACCUUCAGUCAACAUGAAAAGCAAAUGUUUUCCAUGGCCAAGGGAGGUCAGUGCACUGCAAUUUAAGUAAGCAUGAAAAUCACCACAGUAUAAUUAAAGAAAAUAACAUGAAUUUAACAGCACUGCUGUUGCAAAUGUUUGUAAUUAUAAACAAAAGGACAAAAAAGGACCAGAUCGCCAAUCCUCUUCUGUCUAACUCGUACCACUGUUAAUACAGCUUUACAUAAUAAUCCAGACUGGCUGGCUUAGUAAUCAUGAGAAUUAAUUCAUUACAUUUUUAAUAAAGUAUAAACCACAGUUUUUUUUAAGUUGAGAAGCUGUGUAAAAUGUUAAUGAUAAAAACAGAAUGCAAUAAACACACAUCUUGUCCCCAACAGAACAUAAACAACAUAAUGCUAAAACAGAAAAAUGUUGUCAUUUUAUGGAAAAUACUAUUUCAUUUUAAAUUGGAUGGCAGCAACAUCUCAAAAACGUUGGAUCGGGGCAAACAAAGGUUGGAAAAUCAAAAACAACUGCAGGAGUUUUUGAAAAAUGUUUGGUUCAUUUGCAAUGGGUCAGUAACACACAAGGUAUAAAAAGGAGCCGGUGUUUACGCUGUAUUUUUAGUUAUUUUACAAUCUCUGCCCAACUUUACAUCUGAGAGGCUCUCCCAGAUACAGCUAGGCAGAGGUUUACAUAUCUGAGACAAACUGCAUCAAAUAUGGUGCAACAAUUACAGGAACAUGUUCCUCAAUGUAAACUACAAAGACUUUGAAGACCCACCAUCUACAUUGUAUAAUAUACAGUAAUCAAAGGAGUCAGAGAAUCAGGAGGAAUCUCUGUGUACUGGGCAAGGCCGAAGGUCAAAACUGCUUCUACUUCUUUGGGCCCUCAGCCAAUACUACAUUAAAAACAGACGUGAUUCUCUACUGAAAAUCACUUCAUGGGCUCAGGAACACUUCCAGAGAUUGUUAUCUGUGAACACAGCUCGGCAUUAGCUUACAGCUCCAUCAUGCAACGAAGAAGCCACAUGUGAACUCAAUCCAGAAAGCUGCUGUUUUCACCGGGCCAAAACUCAUUUAAAAUGUUCCGAGGCAACAUGGAAAACUGUAGACCAUGGUUUUUGUGUUGUGCCUACAAGGGGGAGGGACCAUCCAGCUUGUCAUCAGCACUUAGUUCAACAG